AUGGCAGCCGCAAACCCACAACAACGACAGUUCCAAAAAUUUAGCACUGAAGUGCGACCACCAGUGAUGGUACGACGUGAUGAGCGUAUUUCGACGGUGUGCUCGUUCGAAGAGAUUGCCGAGUCAGAAGAGGAGGAUAUUCAGCCCUCACAGCGAACUCCGCACGAAGGCCGAUCACCAUUUGCUGUCGCUUUCGAAUCGCCUUUCGCCGAACGACGUCCAGCUUCUCCUCAGAGCUUAAGCCCAACCUGUACCAGAAAAUUCGCCGUACCUCGACUAUGUCGUGGGUUUUCCGGCCGAAAUUCGCGUCGAGAAUCAUCAUCUAUGUUUGGAUCCCUGAGUCCAGAUCGACAUGUUGCUGGAUCAGAUUUUUUGACCCUUCCACCGAUCCCCGAGACAGCUUCUUCGUAAUUAAACGAUAAGACGAUUCGAAGAAAUUCUUCCGUAUGCAGCUGGAAUCUGGAAUGAUAUCCAGUAAUCGUUUUUGUUUUCCAUGGGUAAAUCUGGC
Messenger RNA from Cylicocyclus nassatus, 508 nucleotides. The record is from the annotation of a GenBank genome assembly. Lineage: Eukaryota; Metazoa; Nematoda; Chromadorea; Rhabditida; Strongylidae.